AUGUUUAAACCAAAAAUGAUAGAAAAUCAAAAAGAUUUUCGAUGCUCAAAAGGACAUAAUCUACCAGUCAUUACUGUAGCACUUGAUCCAACAUUAUCAAGAGAUUAGAGACUCCUAUGUACUGAAUGUUUAGAAGAUCCAGAUUUAGAUGCCAAAAUGAUUGGAUUAAAAAAAAUUAUUUCAUCAAUUGAAGAAAAUUAAGUAAAAAAGAUGGAAAAAGUAGAAAAUAUAAUAACUAAUUAAUUAAAAUUAGUUGAAUCAUUGCAUGAUGUUGUAGAUCAAAUGAAAUCAUUUGUAAUUCAAUAAUUAAACUAAUUGAUUACUAUUAUGAUAGACUGGAUUCAAAAUCUUAAAUAAUAAGUGUCAUAAUAUUCUUAAUAUAGUUUUUAUGAAGAAUUAGAAAUUAUGUUUAUAAAGUAAAACAAAACUGAUGAUCACUUAUAAAUAUCUAAAGAAAUUUAGAAAACCAAUCUCUGUUGGACUUCAAAAUUUAAUCCUUUAUUAGAAUAAUUCAAUUAAUUUGAACAAUAUAAUAAAUGUAAGGAACUAUUAUCUUGUUUAUUAUUAGGUUCUUAGAAUUUUGAUAGUGAAUAAAAAUAAUUAAUCAAUAUCUAACAAAAAACUAAUGAAAUAGAAUGUUUAAAUAGUAAUUUAAAUAUAAAAGAAUAAUAAAAUAUUUAAUCUAUUCAUCCAAUAGAUCUUAAACCAUUUAAUUAUUAAAUACUUCAAUAAUCUUCUAUUUCAUAAAGUGAAUUGUGUUUAGCUAUAGCAAUUGAUAAUGAUUGUUCAACAUUGGUGGCUGGAUGUGAUUCAAAAAUUAAAGUAUAUGAAUUCAAAUAAGAAAUCAUCAAAGAAAUUUAAACUAUAAAUGAACAUAAUGGGUGGGUAUUUACUUUAAACUUCAUGAAGAAAUCGAAAUAGUUUAUAUCUGGAAGUUUAGAUAAAACUAUUAGAAUAUGGAAAUAAAAUGAAAAUAAUUUAUGGAGUUCAUUAUAGAUAUUAAAUGGACAUAAUGAAGGAAUUACUUGUUUAGUAUUAAAUAUAAAUGAAGAUUUAAUUAUAUCAGGGAGUUAUGAUAAAACUAUUAAAUUUUGGAUAAAGAAGAAUGAAUGGUUAUGUUAAUAAACAAUUAGAGAUCAUUCAGAUGAGAUAUAUGGAUUGAGUUUGAAUUAAUAAUAAAAUAGAAUAAUAUCAUGUGGAUAUGAUAAAUUAAUAUUAAUAAUAGAAUAUUAAGAAUAGAAUACAGAAUGGAAAGUAAUACAAAAGAUUAAUAUUGAUAAUUGUGGAUUUAGAAUAUGCUUUAUUGAUAAUAAUAUAUUCACAUUGUCACCAUAUAAUUAAGAAUAUAUAUCUGUCUUUGAAAUGAAUACUAUGAAUAAAUAGUUUACUAAAACUAGAGAUAUUACUAUUAAGUGUGGAUCAGAUAAUAAUUGUUUAUUUCCUUAAUAAUAUAUAAAUUCAAAAUGUAUUUUAUUGAGUAAGAAUGGUGAAUAUGUCAAUUUCAUAAGCAAAAAAUAAAAUGGAGAGUUUUUAACUGAACAAUCUAUUCAUUUUGGAACUAAUUGCUUAAUUGGAGGAAUUAGUGAAAAUGGAUAGUAUUUGAUCACAUGGGAUGACAAAUCAAAUUAAAUAUAAAUUAGGAAAUAUCAUGAAUUAUGA
Paramecium primaurelia is the source of this 1659-nucleotide messenger RNA. Lineage: Eukaryota; Ciliophora; Oligohymenophorea; Peniculida; Parameciidae. The record is from the annotation of a GenBank genome assembly.